Molecule: messenger RNA, 1974 nt
Organism: Carya illinoinensis
Lineage: Eukaryota; Viridiplantae; Streptophyta; Magnoliopsida; Fagales; Juglandaceae
Exons: 4
Coding region: 1-1974 (657 amino acids)
Source: RefSeq, a predicted model, not a curated record
AUGCCGAUGAUGGUAUUCCCACCAACAGACGACGCCGAUGGUGGUACUCCCGCCAAUAUAAAGCUUCUAGAACAGAUGACGCCGACAGAUCCCUUGGUGGUGCUCUCUCUACCACCAAGUGUUUGUUUCCCCCUGGGGAGUGAACAAAACCUAUCGACGGGGCAAGGGGAAGAAGAUGGCAGCCCAGCCAGUGACAUAAUGGUGGUGGAAAACAGUGAUGAAGGAGAAGCAGAGGAUUCGGCCAGUGAUCUUUUUCUAUAUGACGAAGAGAGUCCACACAGGCUCCUACAGGGGAUUAAUGAUCAUGGAGGGGAUAUUGGUUUAGUGAUUGGAGAAGUGAACAUGGAGGGGCAGAAGGAGUUUAGGGUGCAGAACCCAAUACCUCUGAACCCUAAUGGGGCCUCAGGAGGAGUGUUGGUGAUGUGGGACCAGCGGGUGGUGGAGAAACUAGAGGAGUUCGUCGGGAUGUUUACAGUAGCAUGUUCUUUUAGGAGUGUGAUCGAUGGGUAUAUGUGGGCCUUUGCAGGUGUAUAUGGCCCUAAUAUAGACAGAGAUCAUAGAUUACUAUGGGAUGAACUAGCUGGGCUACACAGCUGGUGGGAUCUCCCUUGGUGCAUUGAUGGUGAUUUUAAUGUAACAAGAUUCACAAGCGAGUGUUUUGGAAACAGAAGAAUGCGCCCAACAAUGUCCGAUUUCUCGGAAUGCAUUUUUGAGUUGAACCUAGAAGACCUUCCAUUGAAGGCUUUGUGGAUAGGGUCGGACAGUGGUGGUCUUCAUACUAGACAGGGUAUGCCAAGUUUCAUUUUUGCUAGAAAACUAAAGGCUCUAAAGCAAGAUUUAAAGCUUUGGAACAUGCAGUCCUUUGGUAAUAUUGGGAAGCUCAAGAAAAUCAAGCAAAGGGAGAUACAUGAGCUAGAAAGGUUACAAGAGUCAAGGCCUUUGAAUCUGGAGGAAUUAGCUCAAAAGUUAGCAUUGAUCGUAGAGCUCGAGAGGAUCAUCCUACUAGAAGAGAUUUCGUGGAGGCAGAAGUCUAGAGAGUUAUGGUUGAAGAAAGGUGAUCGUAGCACAAAGUCUUUUUACAAGGCAGCUAAUUCUCACAGGAGAUCCAACAACAUUGAGAUAUUGAAGAUUGAUGGUGCAGAUUGCAAGGAUGUACAGGUGAUUAACAAUCAUGUGGUUAGUUUUUUUGAACAGCUUCUCUCUGAGCAGGAGGGGUGGAGGCCUAAGCUAGAGGGGUUGGCUUUUGAUUCCAUUAGGCCUUUGGAAGCCAAUCGUCUAGAGAGGUCGUUUGAAGAGGAGGAUGUGCUAGAAGUGGUAAGGAAAAUGGCUAAAGACAAGGCUCUGAGUCCUGAUGGUUUCUCUAUGGGAUUCUUCCAAACUUGUUGGGAGGUCUUAAAAGAUGACCUUAUGAAGUUUCGAGUUUUGAAGGCACUCCUACUUUGCUUUGAGGUAGUUUCAGGUUUGAAAGUGAAUCUGGACAAAUCAGAGAUGGUGCCUAUUGGUGGUGUUCAGAGUUUAAGGCAAUUGGCUAAUACUUUGGGGUGUAAGACUACUACACUCCCUAUGACAUAUCUAGGCCUAACAUUGGGGGCCCCCUUGAGAGCAGUUGCGCUUUGGGAUACAAUGAUUGAGAAAGUCGAGCGACGAUUAGCAAGCUGGAAGAGAAUGUACCUUUCAAAAAGGAGUAGGAUUACGCUAAUUAAGAGUACUAUUUCUAACCUACCAACUUACUUUCUGUCCCUAUUUCCUAUUCCAGCAAGGGUGACACUUCGCAUUAAGAAAUUACAACGGGACUUCUUGUGGGGUGGAAUAGGAGAGGAGUUCAAGUUUCAUCUAAUUAGAUGGGAACAGGUGUGUAGGCCUAUCUCGAAUGGGGGAUUGGGCAUUAGAAAGCUGAGAAUCUUUAAUCGGGCAUUACUUGGAAAGUGGUUAUGGAGAUAUUAUAGAGAACAAAAGCCCUCUGGAAGUUGGUGA